Messenger RNA from Capra hircus (goat), 2600 nucleotides. RefSeq names its product phosphoenolpyruvate carboxykinase 1 (gene PCK1). The record is from RefSeq and is a predicted model, not a curated record. Bases 154 to 2022 code for a protein of 622 amino acids. Gene Ontology annotation, molecular function: manganese ion binding; GTP binding; phosphoenolpyruvate carboxykinase (GTP) activity. NCBI's taxonomy places the organism in Eukaryota, Metazoa, Chordata, Mammalia, Artiodactyla, Bovidae. Gene Ontology annotation, biological process: cellular response to glucose stimulus; response to starvation; cellular response to insulin stimulus. The transcript is spliced from 10 exons. Gene Ontology annotation, cellular component: mitochondrion; cytosol.
CUGCCUCCAAACCCCAAACAGGGCUUUCCCACUGGGAACGCACGCUCACCCGCGGGAAGAGCCUUGCAAGAGACCCUUUGGCCUCUGAUCUGAUCGUCCAAAGAGAAGAAAGGGAACCUCGGCAUCCGUGCCCCCCAGCCCAGCUCUGCAGAAAUGCCUCCUCAGCUCUCAGACGGCCUCAACUACUCAGCCAAAAUCGUCCGGGGCUCCCUGGACAGCUUGCCCCAGGCCGUGAGGGAGUUCGUGGAGAGUAGCGCCAAGCUGUGCCGGCCCGACCAAGUCCACAUCUGUGAUGGGUCCGAGGAGGAGAACCGGCAGCUGCUGAGCCACAUGGAGGAGGAGGGUGUGAUCAAGAGGCUGAAGAAGUAUGACAACUGCUGGUUGGCUCUCACUGACCCCAGGGAUGUGGCCAGAAUUGAAAGCAAGACAGUCAUCAUCACUCGAGAACAGAGAGAUACGGUGCCCAUCCCCAAAACCGGCCUCAGCCAGCUGGGCCGCUGGAUGUCCGAGGAGGAUUUUGAGAAAGCGUUCAACGUCCGAUUUCCGGGGUGCAUGAAAGGUCGCACCAUGUAUGUCAUCCCGUUCAGCAUGGGGCCCCUGGGCUCUCCUCUGUCCAAGAUCGGCAUCGAGCUGACAGACUCGCCCUACGUGGUGGCCAGCAUGCGCAUCAUGACGAGGAUGGGCGCCGCCGUCCUGGAAGCACUGGGGGACGGCGAGUUCGUCAAGUGCCUCCACUCCGUGGGGUGCCCUCUGCCUUUAAAAAAGCCUUUGGUUAACAACUGGGCCUGUAACCCCGAGCUCACACUCAUCGCCCACCUGCCCGACCGCCGAGAAAUCAUCUCCUUUGGGAGUGGGUACGGCGGGAACUCGCUCCUUGGGAAGAAGUGCUUUGCCCUCAGGAUGGCCAGCCGGCUGGCCAAGGAGGAGGGGUGGCUGGCAGAGCACAUGCUGAUUUUGGGCAUCACCAACCCCAAGGGCCAGAAGAAGUACUUUGUGGCUGCGUUUCCCAGUGCCUGCGGGAAGACCAACCUGGCCAUGAUGAACCCCACUCUCCCGGGAUGGAAAGUAGAGUGUGUGGGUGAUGAUAUCGCCUGGAUGAAAUUUGACCAACAAGGUAACUUGCGGGCCAUCAACCCAGAGAAUGGGUUUUUUGGCGUCGCUCCGGGAACCUCUGUGAGGACAAACCCCAAUGCCAUCAAGACCAUCCAGAAGAAUACCAUCUUCACCAACGUGGCCGAGACCAGUGACGGGGGCAUUUACUGGGAAGGCAUUGACCAGCCACUGGCCUCAGGCAUCAAGCUCAUUUCCUGGAAGGGCAAGGAAUGGGACCCCAAGGAUGGGGAGCCUUGUGCCCACCCCAACUCACGGUUCUGCACUCCGGCCAGCCAGUGCCCCAUCAUUGACCCUGACUGGGAGUCUCCAGAGGGCGUGCCCAUUGAGGGCAUCAUCUUCGGAGGGCGCCGGCCUGUUGGUGUCCCUCUGGUCUACGAGGCUCUCAGCUGGCAGCACGGUGUGUUUGUGGGGGCGGCCAUGAGAUCUGAGGCCACAGCAGCGGCAGAGUACAAGGGCAAAGUCAUCAUGCACGACCCCUUCGCCAUGCGCCCCUUCUUCGGCUACAACUUCGGCCAGUACCUGGCACACUGGCUCAGCAUGGCCCAGCGCCCCGCAGCCAAGCUGCCCAAGAUCUUCCAUGUCAACUGGUUCCGAAAGGAUAAGGCCGGCAGGUUCCUCUGGCCCGGCUUCGGCGAGAACUCCCGGGUGCUGGAGUGGAUGUUCAACCGCGUGGGCGGGGAAGGCGGCGCCAAGCUCACGCCCAUCGGCUACAUCCCCAGUGAGGAUGCCCUGGACCUCCGGGGCCUGGGGGAUGUCGACGUGAAGGAGCUCUUCCACAUCUCCAAGGAGUUCUGGGAGGAGGAGGUGGAAGAAAUACAGAAGUACCUGGAGGAGCAGGUGAACGUCGAUCUACCCCUGGAGAUCAAGAAUCAGGUCCUGGCCCUGAAGCAGAGAAUCAGCCAGAUGUAAUCAGGUUCGCUUGACUGUCCACCUCCAAUCCAUACAACGCACCAGGAGCAGGAGACACGGUGCUUCCCGAAUUCUCACUGCCUGCAGCACCGCAAUGACCGCACCCAGGGGCUGAUCGAAAGACACACCUUAAUUUUUCAGAUAAGACCUAUAGCAGACUGAAGCUAGUCACUAAAGAGGUUGGGGAGGGAAAUAGCAGUCUCCAGGAAAUAGCAAACAUUCAUGAUACAAUGCACCUUUGUUCAACUUAGGGACACUCAAGCAGACAGUCUUUGUCUUUUCCCUUUAGCUGCAUCAGUUAGCCAGAAUGCACAGAAAAAGACACUUGAGCUGUAUAUAUGUGUGUGUGCACACGCGUGUGUGUCUGUGUACUGUCGUCUAAAACGUAUUUAAUGACUUUGGAAAAAUCUUGGGCAAGGUUACCUAGUUGUUGCUAGAAUGCAAUGUUGCUUUCUUAUUAAUAUGUGUGUUUAAAUUAUUUUUAUAUACCAUGGUUCCUUACCUUUACAUAAUUUCAACGUUUUCCCCUAACACUUCUUGGGAAAAAAAAUCAUAAAAUAAACUUUUAUAGAAAAGAU